AUGUACGAUAUCGAGACCAUCGCUAAGACACCUAUCAACGAUAUUAUUGAUCCGGAAAUCGUCAAAGAUAUCAUUACCAACCCACCUUUUGUCGUAGUGGACGGCGUGGUCAAUACCCGCGACCUGGGGGGACUGUCCAUCACGUCGCCUCCCACAGAUCGACUUCUCGAGCUGUCAAAGAGCGGCUCAAGGCUUGUCGUGCGCAGUGGGAAACUGUUCCGAUCUGCAGGACUCAACGCCAUCCGUCCAAAGGGCAUCAAGACACUCAACGAGCUCAACAUUGGCACCGUCUUUGAUUUGCGUAGUAUUGCCGAAGUGCGAGAGUAUGCUGGCCUCCCUGAGGUUGAUUCUCCCGAUCCACGCGAAGGACUGCCCCUAUUCCUUGAGGAGCCAGAAAAUGGAGGCAUCCAGGUAACUCAUGUCCCUCUCGUAGAUAUUGUUCGCCUGGGCCGCGAGGAAAAGAUGGCCAUAUUGCUUAAAUACGGCGAAGGAGAGGGAGCAUAUGCUAGAGCAUACGAGGAGAUCCUCACCGACGGCAAGAAGAGCUUUGGGUCCAUCCUGAGAUACAUUGCAGACCAGGCAAAGGGACAAGAAGGAAAGGCAUGUCUCUGGAAUUGCCAUGUUGGGAAGGACAGGACAGGAGUUUUUUCUGCGCUUAUGCUGAGUCUGUUGGGCGUGUCUGACGAGGAUAUUGCACGCGACUACUCCCUUACACGCAUUGGAUUGGAGCCCAUCCGAGGUAUUCUCGUUGAACAAUUCAAGGGCUUCAUGACGGCGCAUCCAAAGGCUGCAGCUUCACUCGCCUCCUCCGAUACAUCAUCUAUGCACGAGUUUCUUCACCUCUUGCGAACAAAAUAUGGUGGUUCUCGUGCAUAUUUUGUCAAACAGGUUGGAUUCACAGAUGGAGAGUUGGACAUGAUUUGCGAGCAGCUCAUCAGCCCAGAUAUUGGCCAAGAAGAGUUUAUGGAUCUCGAGCAAAGCUACCUCGUCGCACUCGACACCGUCGUCACCGACAAUAUGCUUUCCACACAUCCAUUCGUCAAGAUGGAUGGUGUUGCCAAUUUUCGUGACCUCGGGCUCCUGCCAUCGACUUGUUCACUGCCAGAACGGCCCUCUUCGUCCCGGAUAGGUGCUCUGCUCUCCUACAUCUCUCGUCAGCUCAUCCCGUCCUCAGCCCCAUCACGAGAUCAGAUCAAAUACCAGACACGUCCCAAUCGAGUCUAUCGCUCUGCACAACUCUCGCAUAUACGACCACCCGGGCUUUCUACCCUUCUCUCAUCCUCAUUGAGGAUUCGUGCAGUCUUUGACCUCCGCUCGACACACGAGAUGAAGGAAUACCACGCCCCACUCCUUUCACACACACAUCCGACUCUCUUGUCUCAAGGUGUCCAAGUGUAUCACGUCCCUGUCGUUGAAGACGAUCACUUUGGAGAAAAGGUGUCGAAGAAGAGAGAAGAACUCUUCGAAAGAGGCGGCGACGAUGGAUUGCUGGACGAGUACCAAGUCUUUCUGGAACGAGGAGGUGAAGCAUUUGGCAGAGUAUUCAAGUGGUUGAGGGACCACCCCGACGACGCAUGUGUCAUCCAUUGUGCUCUUGGCAAGGACAGAACAGGACUUCUUUCGGCGUUGGUUUUGAUGGUUGCUGGUGUUACCGAGGAUGCUAUUUGCAGAGACUAUGCGCUAUCGCGAGUAGGUCUCGAACCAGCUCGCCCAUUUAUUCUCCCCCAUAUCAAGGAGACGCCCGAAGCUACUCCAAAGGCACUCUACCAUGCAGAAAACGUUGGCCUUUAUUCGUACGCGAUUGUGCUAUAA
Serendipita indica DSM 11827 is the source of this 1812-nucleotide messenger RNA. Lineage: Eukaryota; Fungi; Basidiomycota; Agaricomycetes; Sebacinales; Serendipitaceae. The record is from the annotation of a GenBank genome assembly.